GAGCGCACGGCGGGGCGCGGCCAACGCUGGGACGCAGCGCACGGAGGGACGCGGCCCGGCGCCCAUGGCGUUCGCGCUGCUGCGCCCCGUCGGCGCGCACGUGCUGUACCCGGACGUGCGGCUGCUGAGCGAGGACGAAGAGAACCGCAGCGAGAGCGACGCCUCUGACCAGUCGUUCGGCUGCUGCGAGGGCCUGGAGGCGGCGCGGCGCGGUCCCGGCCCCGGGGGCGGGCGACGGGCGAGCGGCAGUGCGGGCCCGGUGGUGGUGGUGCGACAACGACAGGCGGCCAACGCGCGGGAGCGGGACCGCACACAGAGCGUGAACACGGCCUUCACGGCGCUGCGCACGCUCAUCCCCACCGAGCCGGUGGACCGCAAGCUGUCCAAGAUCGAGACGCUGCGCCUGGCGUCCAGCUACAUCGCGCACCUGGCCAACGUGCUACUUCUGGGCGACGCGGCCGACGACGGGCAGCCGUGCUUCCGUGCAGCUGGCAGUGCCAAGAGCGCGGUCCCCGCCACCCCCGACGGCGGUCGUCAGCCGCGCUCCAUCUGCACCUUCUGCCUCAGCAAUCAGCGCAAGGGGGGUAGCCGUCGUGACCUAGGGGGCAGCUGCUUGAAGGUGAGGGGGGUGGCCCCACUUCGAGUGCCACGGAGAUGAGCCUGGAACCCUGUGUCAUUUGCUCCAAGCAGGACCCUGAGAAGGAGGCCAGAGGCCAGCCACUGGGUGAACAGGCGAGAAGACCCCAGGAGCCGAACCCAGGUCCCUUCUUUGUGCAGGGAUCAGAGGACAAUGGCCUGGGCCCAUGACCCUCUGAGCAGGCCCCCUGGGACAUCUCCACCCCACCCUGGAGAGCUGUGAGGACACGUCCAGCCAGCCCCAGCCCUGGCUGGUCAGAGACAAGGCAGAACUUUUGGAAAAACAAAGACAGUUGAUGACAGAGGAUGUGUGCUUGUCUGUGCAUGAGUGUUGGGGUGUGUGUGUGAGAGAGAAUUGAUGGGUUUAAAAUAAAAGGUAUUUUUAAGUAAAA
This is a messenger RNA of Camelus dromedarius (Arabian camel), 1028 nucleotides long. RefSeq names its product transcription factor 15 (gene TCF15). Gene Ontology annotation, molecular function: protein dimerization activity; RNA polymerase II transcription regulatory region sequence-specific DNA binding; DNA-binding transcription factor activity, RNA polymerase II-specific. Bases 65 to 658 code for a protein of 197 amino acids. NCBI's taxonomy places the organism in Eukaryota, Metazoa, Chordata, Mammalia, Artiodactyla, Camelidae. The record is from RefSeq and is a predicted model, not a curated record. The transcript is spliced from 2 exons. Gene Ontology annotation, biological process: developmental process; regulation of transcription by RNA polymerase II.